Messenger RNA from Tachyglossus aculeatus (Australian echidna), 1573 nucleotides. It is a transcript of the gene PRSS54, whose product is annotated as serine protease 54. Gene Ontology annotation, molecular function: serine-type endopeptidase activity. Bases 246 to 1412 code for a protein of 388 amino acids. Gene Ontology annotation, biological process: proteolysis. The record is from RefSeq and is a predicted model, not a curated record. NCBI's taxonomy places the organism in Eukaryota, Metazoa, Chordata, Mammalia, Monotremata, Tachyglossidae. The transcript has 7 exons.
UCCGACAUGGCCCCAAGGCGCCGGCGGAACCGUUUCCGCUUCCGCUUCCGCUUCCGUUCCCGCGCGCAGGCGCGCGCCAGGCCGGAGCAAUCGAGCCCGGAGCCGUCAGAUGAUGGCAAUCCAGCCCAGCAGGUGACAUCAUCUCAUCAUGCUGCGUGCCGCGCUUGACGUGAGCGAUCUCAUAGGGUGAAGCCUAGAGGGCCAGGUAGAGGCCUAAACAUCUGGUUUUUCCUUUGAUACUCUUGAUGCCCAAAGUUCAGACCGCCAGCCGACUCCGGCCUUCCUCUCCCCAAGCUUGUGGGAUUCAAAACAUCAUUGUGUCAGCCCUUCCCAGAGCAGGAUUUGCCUCUGUGAAUGAGUUCCCCUGGAUGGUAUCACUGCAGGAUUCACACUACACCCAUCUGAUGUUCGGCUGCAUCAUAAGUGAGAACUGGAUUCUAAGCAUUGCUUCCAGCUUUCAGAAUAGGCCUAAGGUGAUCGCCAUGGUCGGCAUCGCCAACAUGAACGCCAAAAGGAGAACCCACCCGGAGUAUUCAGUCAACACCAUCAUCACCCAUGAGGACUUCGACGCCGUCACCAUGGAGCAUAACAUCGCUCUUUUAAAAACAGAUGCAGCGAUGGAAUUCGGCGACCGAGUUAAACCCAUAUGCUUUCCGAGAAACACCGUGGCAGCAGCGGCCCUGAGCAACUGCUGGGUGUCGGGAUGGAUCCACAGUUCUACAACAGGAAAGCCCGCAACAAUGAGCGUCCUGAGGAAGCUGUCCGUGGUGGACAUUGAACGGUGUCCCUUAAGGAGACACAAUGGGACAGCAUGUUGCAGCCAUAGAGAAUCGGACAAUGAGUCUGGAUGUUUGGGUGAUCCAGGAAACCCAGUUUUCUGUCAGGCCCAGGAUACAAGGCAGUGGGUUUUGAGUGGAAUAUUAAAUCGAGGUGGCAUGGCCUGCUUUGGGCCAUUUCUUUAUACUGUGGUGUCCCACUACAGUAACUGGAUUUCCACCAGGACAGUGAAAGCAGGCCCACCCUUGCAUCCUACUUACAGUCAGAAAAGUCCAACUCCUCUCUCUCUUGCAAGUUCCAAAGAGAAGAGUGAAUUAGAACAGACACCUCAACCGAAGGACCACUCCGAAGAGGAGAAACACUCGGAGAGCCCCAGAGGUCGGGCCAGGGCGAAAUCCCAUUCAGCAGAACCAUCGGCCUCUUUGCAAGAGAACCGCAACCCUCAGGAUGGAAAGGAACCGGAGUGGAAAAAUCUGGAUGAACGAGCCAGGUCAAAAGCUCUUGCCUCUGAGCCAAUAUAUUAUGACUAUUACGGUGGGGAAGUUAUUCCCAUUUCCGGUCAUAAAAGGUUCAGUCAGCCUCAAGAACUCAUUUUGGUUGUCCUCUUGCUUGCUCUCCUUUACAGGGACAUCUAGUCACUGAGGUAAACCUUUGGAACUGGAAAAUACAGCUGGGCAGCAGGCUAGGAAUUCUCCACAUCAUUUCUAUGAUUUUUUUGUUUUUGUAGCUACGAGUCUGACUCCAGAUGUUCUGGACCGACAUUUUUGUUGUGUCAUUCCACCUAAUAAAACCUGGA